AUGAUUUCAUUAACAAGAACUGAUGAUGAAAAUUCAUCUAUAUCUUCAAAUUUAGCUGAACGUAAUCGAACAUAUAUGUUAUUCGUUUCAGAAGAUGUUCCUAUUGGUCAUACACAAAUAAUUGAUACAUUUGAUUCAUCAUAUUGUUUAAAAUAUUCAAUAAAAUCUAAUGUAUAUCAUCGUUAUGAUAUACCAUUUGAAAUAGAAUUAUCAAAAAAUGAAAGUUGUACAUUAAAUUUACAUGUUAUUGGUUUACUUGAUCGUGAACAAACACCUAUGUAUACAAUACGACGACAAUUAAUAGAUGAAAAUGAUUUAAGUGAUAAUGAUAUAAUAACAAUUCAAUUAUCUAUUGUUAUUCUUGAUGUAAAUGAUCAUGUACCACAAUUUGAAAGUGAACAUUUUCAUUUUAUUAUACCUGAAAAUAUUCAACCAGGUUCAUUAAUUGGUCGUAUACAAGCUCAUGAUCCAGAUAUAUUUCUUAAUGGAAAAAUUUCUUAUACUUUAUUCGGUCAUGAUCUUAUACAAACAAGUAAUAGAACAAUGUUUAAAAUUGAUAAAGAUACUGGAGAAUUAUAUUUAUUGGAUGAUUCACUUGAUUAUGAAACAAAAAGAGAUUAUACACUUAUGGUUGAAGCAAAAGAUCAUGGUGAUGUUGAAGCUACAUUAUGGCCAUCAAUACCAUCCUAUGCAGAUAUAAUUAUAACUGUUGAAGAUGUUAAUGAUCAAAAACCACAAAUUAUUUUUACAAUGCCAAAUGAAGAUAAACAAGAUGAUAGUAUUAGAUUUAUGAAUAUAUCAAAUCCAUCUUUAAACUAUGAACAAAGUCGUCUUUUGAAUUCAUUUCGUUCAAAUAUAAAUCUUCUUGACAAUGAUGCUCAAUUAAUUCAUAUAAUCAAAGAAGAACCAUUAUCAGCUGAUACAUUACUUGGUUUACUUCAUUUACGUGAUAAUGAUCAAACAUCAAAUGGUAUUCUAUCACUUGAAUUACAAACAUAUAUUCGAUGUUCACCAGAGGGUGUUCAAAUAGAUAAUUUAACAUUAUGUCGUGCAUCAGAUUUUUUUCGUUUAUCUGUAUUUCGUCCAAAUGUAUAUGGUUUAUUUGCUGUUCGAAUGCUUGAUCGUGAUAAAUAUGAAAAUUAUAUCUUACAUUUAAUAGCAAAUGAUAAUGGUGAUCGUCCAAUACGAACUGAAAAAAGACGUUUAUCAUCAAGACAAAGUUCAUCAUUAAAUAUAGAUGAUUUUCUUAAACGUCGUUCAGAUAUAAAUUCUUAUAUAAUGAAAUCAUCAUUUAUAUCACUUCAAUCAGAAUUAUUUAUUUAUAUAACACUUCUUGAUAUUAAUGAUAAUUCUCCAAUAUUUGAUCAAACAUAUUUUCAUAUUAAAAUUAAUGAAAAUCAACCAAAAAAUACAAUUCUUACUCGUUUACAUGCAUAUGAUAUUGAUAAAGAUAAAAAUGGAACUGUUCGUUAUGAAUUAAUUAUUAAAGAACGUCAAAUAUUUUCAAUUGAUAUGCGUUUAGGAAUAUUACGUACAAAACAUAUACUUGAUCGUGAACAAUGUGAAUUUUAUCGUAUUGGUAUACGUGCAUAUGAUCUUGGUUAUCCAAAUAGAAAAUAUUCAUCAAUGGUAAUUGUUGAUAUACAAGUAAAUAAUCUGAAUGAUCAUGUACCUUAUUUUAUACAUGAUCUUUAUCAUUUUGAUGUUCAAGAAAAUUCACCUAUUGGAACUAUUAUUGGAAGAUUAACAAUUGGAGAUAGAGAUGAACAAGAACCAGUUGAAAAAUAUAUUAAUUUAUCAACAAUUGAAGAUGUUGAUAUUGAAUUAUUUAAUUCAAAUUCAUCAAUUAAAACAUCAAGUACAAUAAAUUAUUCUACGAUUGAUUUUUUAUUUGUUGAUUCUUAUCGAAAUGAAUCUUUAUCAAAUUUAUUUUCAAUUGAUUCUCAAGGUUUUAUACGUACAUUAGUUAUACUUGAUCGUGAAUUACAAUCAAAUUAUAAUCUAUCAAUAUUAAUGUAUGAUUCAAUAUUAAAAUCUUAUUCACUUCCAACAUAUAUACAAAUUCAAAUUCUUGAUAUUAAUGAUAAUUUACCAUAUGAACCAUUUUUAUCAAAUCCAUUUGAUUUAUUAAUUGAACAAAUAAAUAAUGAAGAAACAAUUAUUUAUACAUUUAAACCAAUUGAUCUUGAUAAUGAUCUUAAUGGUUUAGUUUCAAUUGAAUGUCUUAAUUGUACAUCAAAUGAUUAUUUUCAUUUAAUAAAAAAUAAUCUUACAAAUUCAUCAAUAUUAAUAACUAAAGUAAAUGUAACAGUACCUGAUGGAAUAUAUAUACUUGCAUUUCUCUUACGUGAUCAUGGUUUACCUAUAUCACGUGAACGUUUUUAUACAUUAAAAUUUAAUUUAACUCAUCGUUUAAUAAAUGAUGAAGAAAAUGAUGAAAAUUUUUUUCUAACAACUUCUUCAAUACCAUUUUUAAUAAGACAAAAAAAUUUUUUUUCACAAUUUUUUUUACAAAAAUUUCAAUGGCAUUUUCUUAUAUUAUUAAUUAUAAGUUGGUUUAUACUUGUUCUUACUGCUAUAUGGACAUGUUAUCGUUAUAAUCGUAUAUCAAUAAAAAAACGAAAAGAAAAUGAACAACAACAUCAACAAUUUGAAAUUCAAGUAAGACAACAUGAAAUAAUUAAUCAACCAAUUACAGUUUUACCUAAAUCAUUUUCACUUCCAAUUAAUUCUCAACAACAAUAUGAAAAAGAAACAUUAACACAUGAUGAUGAUGAAAUUGAAGAUACAAGUUAUGAUGCUGAUCAUAUUAUAACUGAUGCUAAUUUUGUUUUAACUUCUGGUUGUGCAGCAAAUGAAUCGAAUAUUCGAUAUUUUGGAAACGGUGUUCAUUUUGGUUAUUUACCAUCGAAUAAUAACCUUUCAGCUAAUUUAAAUUCUAUUGCUAUUCGAAAUCAUCAUACACAAGCUACACUUCGUUCAACAAGUUUUUCACGAUUACAUACUUCUUGUUCUCGUUGUCAGUUAUCAUCUAUGAUGAAUUCAAGAGAGACAAUGUUGACAGAUGCCGCAACAAAUACAUCUUAUCAUGAAGAUAAUGAAAAUGACGAUAUUUGGAGACAAAUGAAUAAUAAUAAUCGAAUGUUAUGUGAAAAUGCAAGUACAAUUUUACAUAAUGAUUAUCAAUUUGAACCUAUUGAUCAUGAUUUUCCAUCAAUUGAGAUUAGUACAAUACCAUCAUCAGCUAUAUCAACACCAUAUCAACCAAAUAUUGGACAUUCAAUAAAACGUCCUGUACCAAUAAAUAAUUAUCAUUCAAAUCCAGUCAUUGAACGUCCAAAAAAAUAUCAUCAACAACAAUAUGUAUUAACAACAAAAAGAAAUUCUGCAAUAAAUCCAUCAGAUAUUGAUUCAACAGCUCGUUCAUAUACAUUAACAAGAUCACUAACAACAGAUCAAAUUGGAAAUACAAAUAAUUCAACGAAUAGAUCAACGAAUAAUAAUAGACUUUAUUAUUAUCCUAGUGUACAAGAUGUACUUGAUGCAUUAAAUCGUCGUGCAUUUGAUAAAGAAUCAUUUGUUUAG
Rotaria sp. Silwood1 is the source of this 3585-nucleotide messenger RNA. NCBI's taxonomy places the organism in Eukaryota, Metazoa, Rotifera, Eurotatoria, Philodinida, Philodinidae. The record is from the annotation of a GenBank genome assembly.